Messenger RNA from Papilio polytes (common Mormon), 3191 nucleotides. RefSeq names its product zinc finger and BTB domain-containing protein 44-like. Gene Ontology annotation, biological process: regulation of transcription by RNA polymerase II. Gene Ontology annotation, cellular component: nucleus. The transcript has 12 exons. Lineage: Eukaryota; Metazoa; Arthropoda; Insecta; Lepidoptera; Papilionidae. The coding region runs from base 680 to 2854 and encodes 724 amino acids. Gene Ontology annotation, molecular function: protein binding; DNA binding. The record is from RefSeq and is a predicted model, not a curated record.
UUCCCUCCAAUGUUUGAAUGUGUGUGUUUAUUAUGAUUGCUGUGUGUUCAAAAAAACAUUAUAGGCAUAGGUACUUUUCACAAUAGGGCUUCACGUUCUCAUCUGAAAAUGUAUUGUAAAAAUGCGACCCAAGUCUUAGUUAAGCUUUAAAUAGAAUUGGACAUUGCAAUGUUUCAUUGAUAUAUUCGGAGUUUACACGUGAAUUUAAAAAUCAUCGGUACUUUUUCAAAUAAUAAAAAUAUUAACAUAUUUCAUCUCAUCUUAACUGGUCAAAUAGUGAACUUUGAGAAUUUCAUACAUUUGUUUUUAAAUUCUAACACUAGUGUUUUCAUUAAAUUACUCAAAUGUGAAGUAAAUUAAAAAUAUUAUUAGUACGCCACCCAAGUUUUACGUUAUUGGUUGCCGGAGGAAUGUAUGUGCGCUAGUGUACAAUUUAUAAAGUUGUAUAUAUUUAAUUACGGUAUAAUAAAGCAUGCGGGGGGCGAGGCGGCGCGGCGCGCUCUCAUAUUCCGUAUAUUGAUUGUGUGCGAGGGGGCCGGGGCAAGGAGGGGGCCACGGCGUGCCCCACUCUGUUUUUUACGACACGGCUUUCUGUGUAACAUAAUAAGUAUUUAAAAUUUUUGUGAAAUGUUUCGGUGUUAUUUGUGAAAAUUAGGGAAGUCGGAAAAGCGUAAAUAAGAUGCAGGGGAUGGUGAGCGACAAGACGUUCCACCUGAAGUGGAACAACCACCUGCAGAACUUGAGCCAGCUGUUCACGACCAUCUACUCGUCCUCCGCGCUCGCAGACGUCACGCUCUCCUGUCGCGAUGGGACCCUCAAGGCGCACAAGCUCGUUCUCUCAGCUUGCAGCCCUUAUUUCGAACAAAUAUUUAAGGACAACCCAUGUCAGCAUCCAAUCGUUAUACUCAAAGGAAUACCAUUCUCGGAGAUCAACCUCCUUGUGGAAUUCAUGUACAAAGGUUCUGUGGAUGUACAAGAACUGGAUCUCCAGUCCCUGAUGCAUACAGCAUCGGAACUGGAGAUCAGAGGCCUGGCUUAUGAAGCCAGAGAUAAUGCAGCGCAGCUUCUAAAUGUCAACUUGGAGUAUCCAUCAUAUUCGCAGACUGUUACCGCAGUACCUACACAACAAACUUAUACUCAAGCACGCACCGAUGUUGAAAGGCUUAAACAGAUACAUUUGUACCAGCAAUCAAUGAUGCGCGCGGAAGAAAUGCGCAGGCGGCGGCGUGAAGACCCCCCCGGCACCAACACCGCUGUGAACAACAUACUGGCAGCGGCUGCUAGGGAAAUGGAAGAAGCCAGACUGGCAGCUAGGAACACCGAGCGUGUAGUCGCCAGCAUUCAGACUGAGCAAGAAGGGAGCACGGUGACGGAAUCUAAACGUGAAUCAGAAGAGGAACGUCCCAAGAAGCGUGUGUCCAUCCUGUCACCUGAUGAUGACAAGCUGAGAGCCAAGAAGAAGAUGACGGUGCGCUUCCAAGACGAUAGUAAGACUGAUGAACGCCCCAACAAGAUUAUGUCACCGGGCGCAAGUAUAGAUUCGAGGAAUGAAAUGGAGACGAAGCAGGGCGGCAUCAAAGUGGUGCAACUUGCGGUGCUGCAAAAACCCACCAAUAAUGAACAUGAUGAUUCCGAUGAGAAAGCUGGCAAGAUGGGAAUGGAUGAUGACGAGGAAACUGACUCUAGCGGGUCUAUUUCGGACUCCGCCGCCAACGACUCCCAAGACGGCCGACCUCACGUCUGCGAUGUUUGUGACCUCAGGUUCCAGCGUUCGUCGCACUUGUCGCGGCACCGGCUGACGCACACCGGCGAGCGGCCCUUCACCUGCGGCGGCUGCGGCCGCUCCUUCGCGCGCUCCGACAAACUGCGCGUGCAUACUAAGAUCUGCGAACGGGAGGACCCAACAGUGGAUAUGACCAACGAGCUGCCAAACAUCAAGCGCGAGAACAACUCCGAAGUGAUGUCCGGCAUGGUGCGCACCACGCACCGCGAGUCCGGACACCUCGUGUUCACCCCCAGCGGCGACGUGAUGUUGCCCCCGCACGCGCAUUCCGCCCCACAUGCAGCCCCGCAUGCCCCGCACGCCGCCCCCAUGCCCCCGCGCGACGACCUCGAGCCCCCGCGCCGCGGCCGGGGCAGACCCCGCAAGACGCCCCUGCCCCUCACCCCCAAGAUAAAGAAGCGACGCGGACGACCCCCUAAGACUUCGCUUGAUAUGGAAGGUUGCGUGCUGACGGGCGGCACGGUGCUGGGCCCCAGCCCGCAGCAGCUGCCGCAGCUGGCGGCGCCCCAGCAGCUGCUGCUCAAGAAGAAGCGCGGCAGGCCGCCCAAGAACUACCUCCUGCCGCAAGGAGGUAUGGAUAUGGCAAUACCGAUGCAGUACGGACUAGCCGCAGAAAUGAGCAAGUUUUAUGGGCGACCUAACGAGAACUACAAUGCAACCAAUCUACCAUUCGGCGACUUUUCCUAUCUGACGGAGAUGAUGUACAACCCAUUGGCUUACUCAUAUGGGGUGACCAGCGUCGACCCUGACAGGAACGUGGAUGCGGACCACAGCGCCACCACCGAGACCUCGCACGACAGGACCAUUGACGUGUCAGAUUCUUCCUCCGACGACGAGGACAGCUCCCGCAUCGAACCUGAAGAGAACGUACCCCCCGUUGCUAUGGAAACGCAGAUCAUGACGGUCGGAGACUGUCAGAUUGUCAAACUACCGCCUAAUAAUGAGGAGAAAGAUGAUAAAAUGGACAACGGACAGGAGGUGAAUAUACCAUCUUCCACUCCCAGCUCGGUGACCAUCACCCCCAUCACCACAGUGGGUGAUUGCACCAUAAGGCCCGUGGAGAACACAUAAUAUGUACCUUUACUCCUGAUCUACCCCGUUGUUACGCCGAAAGAUAAGAAGUAAAUAAGCGAAAUAUAAAUCCUUCAGUCAAAUUUAUACUCGAAUUUAAUAGAAAAGUGAAAAAAAUAACAAUUUUAACCAAUACAAGGCUUUAAUCAACAAUGACUUCUAUGUAGACUCUCUUAAGCCACAGUUUUGCAAUUUACAUCUUGUUUUGUGUUUUUGAAAUGAACUUGACAUACUAAAUUAUGUGUUUAAAGUUUUUAUUUUGAAAAAAUGCGUUUACAACAUACGUUAGUUUACGUAAGAGCCAUAGAUUUAUUAAAAAUAGAGGAAAAAUAACAUC